Messenger RNA from Mus pahari (shrew mouse), 1186 nucleotides. RefSeq names its product Kruppel like factor 3 (gene Klf3). Gene Ontology annotation, biological process: regulation of transcription by RNA polymerase II. The record is from RefSeq and is a predicted model, not a curated record. NCBI's taxonomy places the organism in Eukaryota, Metazoa, Chordata, Mammalia, Rodentia, Muridae. The transcript is spliced from 6 exons. Bases 122 to 1186 code for a protein of 354 amino acids. Gene Ontology annotation, molecular function: RNA polymerase II cis-regulatory region sequence-specific DNA binding; DNA-binding transcription factor activity, RNA polymerase II-specific.
CCUGCCGGCCCGCGGGGUUCCGGGCGCCGGGGAGCCGGGCCUGGGUUUCUUGGCCGCUGCGCUCGGCACCGCGCUUGGCAGAGCCGGACAUCAGAACACCCUAGAAGGCGUGACAGAAAGGAUGCUCAUGUUUGAUCCAGUCCCUGUCAAGCAGGAGGCCAUGGACCCUGUCUCAGUGUCCUACCCAUCGAAUUACAUAGAAUCGAUGAAGCCCAACAAGUACGGGGUCAUUUACUCCACACCGUUGCCUGAUAAGUUCUUCCAGACCCCAGAAGGCCUCACUCACGGGAUACAGGUGGAGCCAGUGGACCUCACGGUGAACAAGCGGGGCUCCCCGCCCGCUGCGGGCGGUUCUCCUUCCUCUCUGAAGUUCCCCUCCCACCGGAGAGCAUCACCUAGCCUCAGCAUGCCGUCCUCCAGCCCGCCCAUUAAGAAGUACUCACCCCCUUCUCCCGGCGUGCAGCCCUUCGGAGUACCGCUGUCUAUGCCGCCUGUGAUGGCGGCCGCGCUGUCCAGACAUGGAAUCCGGAGCCCGGGCAUUCUCCCCGUCAUUCAACCCGUCGUGGUCCAGCCCGUCCCUUUUAUGUAUACCAGCCACCUACAGCAGCCUCUCAUGGUCUCCUUGUCAGAAGAGAUGGACAAUUCAAACAGCGGCAUGCCAGUACCUGUAAUUGAAUCAUAUGAGAAGCCCUUAUUACAGAAAAAAAUUAAAAUAGAACCUGGAAUUGAACCACAGAGGACUGACUAUUACCCUGAAGAAAUGUCACCCCCUUUAAUGAACCCAGUGUCCCCCCCGCAAGCCUUGUUGCAAGAGAACCAUCCUUCGGUCAUCGUGCAGCCUGGGAAGCGACCUCUACCUGUGGAAUCCCCGGAUACCCAAAGGAAGCGCAGGAUACACAGAUGCGACUAUGAUGGCUGCAAUAAGGUCUACACUAAGAGCUCGCACUUGAAAGCACACAGAAGAACUCAUACAGGUAGGGCACGCAUCAGCGCUCAAACGGGGACGCUAGAAAUGUAUGCAGCCACCCCAGGGCUGCGGAGGGCUUGGGAGAAAGGCAGCUUAGAGAAAUCACACCCGUUUCCAGCCUCCGCUGGGACCCUAGGCUUCCUUUGUGUGCCGAGGCUGCUCUUGGCGCAGGCCGGCCCUGCAGUGGACAGCAGAGCUUGCCAGCGAUUGGCUGUGUGA